Messenger RNA from Arabidopsis lyrata subsp. lyrata, 1749 nucleotides. RefSeq names its product immune-associated nucleotide-binding protein 6. Gene Ontology annotation, molecular function: GTP binding. The transcript is spliced from 6 exons. The coding region runs from base 216 to 1190 and encodes 324 amino acids. NCBI's taxonomy places the organism in Eukaryota, Viridiplantae, Streptophyta, Magnoliopsida, Brassicales, Brassicaceae. The record is from RefSeq and is a predicted model, not a curated record.
AGCAAAUUACACUAUUACAAUAUCAUAACAAACUCAAAUGGCUAAAAAAUAAAAUAAAUGUAGUUUCCACUGAAAUCUACUAAUUAUCAAUUUGCGUUUGUUACACAUAUUAUUGGCAAGCCAUCUCCUAUUUAACUUAAAUUAGAUCAUGUAUUUUCUUGUGCAUUCAUUCUCAGAUUUGUCCUUCUGUUUGUGUUCUCAACUUGAUUUGUUUGAUGGCUGAAGAUCAGAACACAACUGACCGUUGGGAGUUGCCUUCAGCGUCAGAGCCCGUCAAAAACGUAGUUCUGGUAGGCCGUACUGGGAAUGGAAAAAGCGCCACUGGAAAUUCCAUCAUCGGAAGAAAGGUUUUCGAGUCAAAAUAUCAAGCUGUUGGUGUUACCACAAAAUGUAAGACAUUUAGAGCUGUGACACCGGAUGGCCCGAUAAUCAAUGUGAUUGACACUCCUGGUCUCUUCGACCUGGCCGUGUCCGCAGAGUUUAUUAGUAAGGAAAUCGUCAACUGCCUUAUUCUUGCUAGAGAAGGGCUACAUGCUGUCGUGUUAGUUCUAUCCAUGUCGACUCGGAUUUCACAAGAGGAAGAAAAUGCACUUUGUACGUUACAAAUGCUGUUCGGGGCUUCAAUUGUUGACUAUUUGAUCGUUGUAUUCACUUGCGGUGAUAUGUUGGAAGAGCGGAAUAUGACACUAGAGGAUUAUUUGUCCAAUGGUUGCCCUGAAUUUCUAAAGAAAGUUCUCAGACUAUGUGGAGGUAGAAGGGUUGUAUUUGAUAACCGAACGAAAGAUGAAGGGGUGAAGGCUAAGCAAGUCCACGAGCUUCUCGUCCAUGUUGCAGCGAUCGAAAGGGAAACUGGUGGGAAUCCAUUUACGGACACGAUGCACCGUAGGAUACAGGAAGAGGCUGAAAGGGUUAAAAGGGAAGAGAAGGAAAUUGAAGAAAAAAACAUUGCAGAUGAAGAGAAAGCAAAGUUGAAGAAACAGCUCGACAAGUCGUAUAGCCAAAAUAUGAACAUGAUGGCACAGAUGAUGGAGAGGAUAUUUAAAGAAUCUGCGGCGGCAAAUGAGCGACAAAUGAAUAUGAUGAAGGACUUUAUGGAAAUAUCAAUUAUCGGAAAGGAUGCUCAGCGUAAAAGAGAUGAAGAGAAGCGGGAGCAGCAGGCAGCGAGGAAGCAGGAAUGCAACAUCUUGUGAUCGGUGUGUACCAAUUCAGCUAAGUCCGUGUUCAUAAAAGAUCAAGGAAGACAAUGAAGGUCUGGUUGUGCACAUUUCAUAUACUUCUUAUUUUAUUUAUGUGUUUUGUGAUUUAUGCUUUUGUUUGCAUUUAUGGAUUUCCUUUGCGAUUGUAAUACAAGUAGAGUUUGUUGACAACUUUUUAUUUAUGUUAAUGAUGAAAUAAAGACAGGUGACUUAUAUUGAGAAACUUUGACCUGUUUUGGCUAAUAUGACCUACACAUGUGGAUAUGAUGAGAUCAUGAUAAAAGUUUCUACUCAACGACGAGUUGGCCUAGUGGUUAAACCUUUGGUUACCGAAAAUGUUGGGAUCUUGGAGUUCACUAGUUCGAUUCAUGUUAGGAGGUUCUUCUCUCUAAAGGAGAGUUAAAUUACAUGGCCGUGACUCUGUCUUAGGAGGAUGUAGGGGCUCAUGGGCCUAAAACCUCCUAAUCAUCAAAUAAAAAAAAAAGACAAAACAAACGAGGUCUGCUAAUUUGCCUCGUCUACUCUUUUCACAUAAAAUAAUGUAACCAUUUUU